AAGAAAAAGAGAAUCUCAAGAAAGUCGCUCCGAACGCCUGAAACCCCCACCUUCCCUCAUUUCCGUUCCGUCUCUUCCUCUUCGUUCUCUCUUUCUCUCUCGUUUUUCGAUCCUAAAUUCUCUGAAAUUACACUGUUUUCCAUUCAGAAUCUUCAAUCAAUUCGCAGAAUUGCAGGGUUUUUCGCCGCCUGAACCAGUCUCAGGGUUAGCCAUGGCGGCGACUCGGUUCUGGGUUUCGACUUUCUUCUUUCUCUUUACAGUAACCCUAACUUCUGUUCUUCACGUUGCUCUUGCCAACUCUGAAGGCGACGCUCUCUACACUCUCCGCCGGAGCUUGUCCGAUCCUGAUAACGUGCUUCAGAGUUGGGAUCCUACUCUCGUCAAUCCCUGUACUUGGUUCCACAUUACUUGUAACCAGGACAACCGCGUUACCCGACUGGACUUGGGCAAUUCCAAUUUGUCUGGACAUCUUGUUCCUGAACUUGGAAGGCUUGAGCACCUGCAAUAUUUGGAACUUUACAAAAACAACAUCCAUGGAACUAUUCCAGAUGAGCUUGGAAACUUGAAGAGCCUCAUCAGUUUGGACCUGUAUAACAACAACAUCACUGGACGAAUCCCUUUUUCUUUGGGGAAAUUGAAAUCUCUUGUGUUCUUACGGCUUAAUGAUAACCGAUUAAAUGGACCAAUCCCAAGAGAACUGACUGCAAUUACAAGCCUUAAAGUUGUGGAUGUCUCAAAUAAUGACUUGUGUGGAACAAUACCAACCAGUGGACCAUUUGAGCACAUACCUUUAAACAACUUUGAGAAUAACCCUAGAAUGGAAGGACCAGAAUUGUUGGGACUUGCUAGCUACGACACAAAUUGCACAUAGAAGGUGAUGGCUACAAAAUUACAGCUUCAGAAUGAGAUAGGGAUUCGGGGGAAAAGGUAAUACUAAACUCCAUAGUGAAUUGGGAAACACUAUAAUCUAAAAUGACAUGACAGACUAGUGUUUGUAAAUUGUAAUUCCAAAUGCUUUUGGUUGGUAUCUGUAACAUUAUUUUUCUUGUGUGACCAUAUGAAUUUGUGCUAAUGUAAUUCUAUCAACUGUUUGUUCA
Cucurbita moschata (crookneck pumpkin) is the source of this 1097-nucleotide messenger RNA. Its product is annotated as leucine-rich repeat protein 1. The transcript is spliced from 6 exons. Gene Ontology annotation, molecular function: protein binding. The coding region runs from base 212 to 871 and encodes 219 amino acids. NCBI's taxonomy places the organism in Eukaryota, Viridiplantae, Streptophyta, Magnoliopsida, Cucurbitales, Cucurbitaceae. The record is from RefSeq and is a predicted model, not a curated record.